This is a messenger RNA of Phaeodactylum tricornutum CCAP 1055/1, 759 nucleotides long. RefSeq lists its product with no specific name. Gene Ontology annotation, molecular function: protein-lysine N-methyltransferase activity. The transcript has a single exon. Lineage: Eukaryota; Bacillariophyta; Bacillariophyceae; Surirellales; Neidiaceae. The coding region runs from base 1 to 759 and encodes 252 amino acids. Gene Ontology annotation, cellular component: mitochondrion. Gene Ontology annotation, biological process: regulation of mitochondrial ATP synthesis coupled proton transport; positive regulation of proton-transporting ATP synthase activity, rotational mechanism; peptidyl-lysine trimethylation. The record is from RefSeq and is a predicted model, not a curated record.
AUGUCUGAUCGCGAUACUUCCUACAGAGAAAAGGUGAACAGCACAUCCUAUACCACGGCACUAGAAAAUCGGCUAUAUGAACAGUCUGAGCGUUUGGAAGAACUUCAUAUGGAAGCAGCGAUCGAUGCUCAGCUGACCGACAUCGUAAGCUCCGAAGGUCUUAACGACAAGCCUCCUUUAAACGAUAUGGACCAUCUAGCUCCCAAACCGAUCUUUGACAACUACGUCAACCCUAAUUCGGUGGCAAAUUGCCUGAGCCCGUACGUUCCCACAACGGCCGCAAAAAUAGCAAAAUUUGUGGAGUUUGCCAGCCUUUUAGAAUCUGAUGUAUUGCUCGAUAUUGGAUGUGGGGAUGGAAGAAUCUGUGUUUCUGCCGCCAGACUCUCAGGAUGUCGAGCCGUCGGUAUAGAUGUAUCGCCACUGUGUAUUGCCAUGGCUCGAGAGCUUGCCCGCGAGGAAAACCUUGAAGAUCGCCUAUCGUUUUUUGAAGCAGACGCUACUAUCGACCCCAAGCGACUGCUUCAGUCGCCUCUUCUGGAAAGCGACUUGAAGGAUGUCACAGUUAUUUUUCUCUACACGUAUCCUACUUUGCUGGGGCGACUGUUCCCACUACUAGCCAAAUUCACAGAAAAUGGAAAAGCUCGCGUUGUAACUUUGACGUAUCAUUUAAGCCAGAGCAUGGCAAAUAUUGCCAAACGGGAUGAAGAGUUUGAUUUAUGUUUGUACAAUAGAGUAUUUGAUGUAACAAGCAAUGAAUAG